Messenger RNA from Malaya genurostris, 3491 nucleotides. RefSeq names its product proton-coupled folate transporter-like. The coding region runs from base 1856 to 3325 and encodes 489 amino acids. Gene Ontology annotation, cellular component: membrane. NCBI's taxonomy places the organism in Eukaryota, Metazoa, Arthropoda, Insecta, Diptera, Culicidae. Gene Ontology annotation, biological process: transmembrane transport. Gene Ontology annotation, molecular function: transmembrane transporter activity. The transcript has 5 exons. The record is from RefSeq and is a predicted model, not a curated record.
UUAGUGUCCAAACCCAAGUAACAAUUUUUGUUACGCUAGCUUGUUUGUGACUAGUUUGCAACCAGAUAUUUGAGUGAUUGUUACUAACUUCUAACCACUUGCAUGACUCAAAAAGCGCAGUUUCUACUAGUUGUUAAGUCGGCCAAAAAUAUGUUGUCGUUACGUUGUAAUGCCAUACUGAAAUAACUUAUCUUUUCAUAACUUGAAAAUAACUUGUUUCCAAGUAAACUAGUUGAAACUUAGUCACCAUCGACAUUAUAAACAUUGAAUGAAUCCAGAAUACUUUUCUAUCAUCAAUAAAAAAGCAGAAGAGUACUUUAUGUCACAAACUUGAUACAAGGUACAAAUUUCACAAUGAUCCAAAAACUGUCGAGCGGAAUUCAAUUUUACGUAACUGUUUUUUAUGCACCUUCAAUCAAAAUCUGUUUAUAAAGAUAUAAAAAUAAACAACAAAAUAACUCUAUGUUCAGAAUGCUCAAAAUUAUUCCAAGUAGAGUGAUUUCUUAUCAUUUUAAAUUCAUAUAUCAUGAGAACUAUAAUAUUAUCACAAUCGAUGUUCAAUCCCUAUAUUAUUUUCUUCGUGUUUAUGACAGUGAAUAGAACAAAAAUGACUAUUCUACCUUUCACUAUUUUCGGCAAAAAGUAGUUUUGAAAAAAGUAAUAUCCUGGUUUUAUUUACGUUUCAUACACUUCAUGAGACUCCAUAUUGUGUUCGCCAUAUUCAAGCCACCAAAGGUUGUUUUGUUUGCAUUUUAGUUAUCAUAACGUUGGGAAAACCUAUCGAUAACUAUCUGAAUCAAUGAAGAAAUUAUAUGUUAUAAUCUUAUAAUAUCUAUGUUAUUGCUAUAUCAAUUCACAGUAACGAUUCACAUAUACGUUAACGUAUUUAUAAUGGUUUCGCAACGGAUAAUAAGCCUUUUUUCAACUAGUAGCUAAAAACAUAGCUGUGAUUAAAGAUAUGUUAGAAUCAAGUAACGAUAACUUACAAAUGAUAGUUAGCUUAAUGUUUACGUUAUAAAGAAACACUGCUGUCACCUUGUUUCAACCAGUAUAACAUAAAAACAUGUUCGUGCUCUUGUUGCAACACAGUUGGGUUAAGUGAUAUCAAAACUAGUUAUGGGUUGCUACUAUUGAAGUCAAAUAAACUUAUUUUCAACUAGUGGCUAGAAGCAUUGUUGUGAUUAAAAAUAUGUUUGGAUUAAGUAACGAUAGCUUAUAAAUUAUAUUUAAUGCAAUAUGACACAAAGAUGUUAUGAUUGGAAACCUAAAUAACUAUUUCGUAACUAGUUAUGUUAUGAUGAAACAUUGCUGUCACCAUGUUUUAACCAGUAUAACAUAAAACACAUAUUCGUGCUCUUGUUGCAACAUAGUUUGGACUUUGUCGUAUCAGAACUAGUUGCGAAUUGCUACUUGGGAAGGUUCGUAGCCAUGCCAUUUGUCCACAGCUUUGGUAUAUCGGCGGCGAACUAUGUGAAAAGAGUUCCGCUUCGGACUUCUGUCCCAAAAAUUGCAAUUGAAUUUUAUCCAUAUCAGAGUUCCGUUUACGGAGUUACGAGUUGAUGAGUGUAAUAAGGUUCAAAGUAGUAAUUGGAAUUUUCCUAGGUAUAUACCUUAUGUGCGUCUUAGUUCAGUAUCCCAAUGUCAAAAGAUGCAUUCUGUAAAUCGCCACUGUAGAACGAUUACAAUUGCAUUGUGCAUUGAUUGAGGCAUCUCUAUCGUGGAAUGGAAAGCCCUGAGAGAACAGUCGAAAAUCUCAACUCUUGUGUGAUAACCUCCGGUUCAGACUGAGGCACACUCCAUCGUACAAAGGAUCCAUCCGGUGGAUCGUGAGCUCAGUUGUUGACCAACGAUCGCGAUGGACGAAACAGCGUUUAACUCCAGUAGCAUGUACUCCAGCGGAGAGGAAGAAAUGCUGGCCAACGAAGGCCUUCGCCUGAGCCGUUCCACACGGUGGCGAGAACGGAGCCGUCACGUGAGCUACGAACCGGCGAUGUUAUUGUUAUGCUUUGCGAUCGCUUUAUCAGAUACCGAGUUGACUCAUCAGAUUAUCUACCAGACUUGUCGGUUUCAGGGGUUUAGUUUGCGCGACUGCGAACGCCUUGCAGAAAAUCCUAACACACCAGGUGUCGAAGAAAUUGAAGCUUCGGUUAAACUGGCCGUCACUAGUAUUGCAACGGUGAUAGCGGUUAUCAAGUCGGUGAUACCGGCCUUCGGUGCGCUGGUGUUGGGCGCUUGGUCGGACCGUUACGGCAGAAAGCCUGUCGUGAUGAUAGCAUCCUGUGGUUUACUACUGACAUGUUUCAUUCUAACGGGGCUUAAUUUUUUGUCUGCAUUUGUUCAACUUAACCCAUGGUAUUACGUAGUGGCAUACGUUCCGUUCGCUUUACCAGGAGGGAUGGUCAUCGUUGGCGCUGCAGUAUUUGCGUCCGUAGCCGACGUAACGAACGAUCUGAAUUGUACGAUUAGAAUGGGCUUCAUGAAAGCCUCAAUGCUGGCAGGAAGCUUGGCGGGAUCGUUCGCAAGUCGAUACAUUCUGGAAUGGACAAGUGAUACAACUCUUUUCCUGAUUGCGACAAUAAGCCUGUUGAUCGGAUUCAUCUAUGCAGCGCUGUUCGUCGAGGACAGCGUAAUCCCAAGUUUAGACAAUGAGCUGGGAAACAGUUUGCUGGAGGUAUUUUCUAUUCGACCGAUUAGAGACAUUGCCCAAACUGCAUUCCGAAAGCGGGCUCGAUAUGUUUGGUGGAUUCUGUGUUUGGUCAUCGGAUGUAUGGUGCUGGAAGAACUUGCAGCGGGUGGUAACCUCGUGGAAUUCAGUUUCAUUCACCGUAAGUUCAACUGGAACUACCAGCAGUAUAGUUGUUGGCAAGCCAUUGAAAAUGGUCUCAUUAUACUUGCAAAUAUUUUGGGAGUGUGGAUGUUGAAAAUGAUCUUUGACUGCCUCGACACGUUUAUUGCUUUAAUAUCCAUCAUUAGUGCGAUUGUUUGCGUUCUAAUCAAAGCACUCGCUGUGGAAAAUUGGCAACUCUACUUGGCAGGUGGACUAUCAUUUCUGAAAGGCAUGGAAACAAUUGCUCUAUUGUCGGUUUACGCCUACUAUGUGCCGUCGAGUGAAAUUGGCAAGCUUUAUGCGCUUGUUUUCUCGGUAGUCGGUUUGAUACCGUUAGCUUCAGGUCCUGUGUUUGGAUUAAUCUAUGAUAACACUGUGGCCACUAGCCCCGAGUCCUAUGACUAUGCGAUGGCGGGAAUGUACGGGGGAGCGUUCGUACUGAUGGGGUUAUUACAAUGGCUGGUGAAUAGGCGAAACCAACCUGAGUUGCUACUGUGAGAUAAAUAUUCUUGCUGCAUAGAGUUGAGAGAAUUUAAAUCCGGUGAUAUUCUUCAGUGACUGUUCAGAUAUGUACACAAUAUUUAGUUAUGUAUUUACUGGAAUACUAUAAAAAACACGUCAAUGUUUUUGAAAUUGAAAAUACAAUUUGGUCUACAAAAUCUAA